GGCAUGGUAUUUAUGAUACAUAUUUUGAAUGUUUACAAAAAACUGCAUUAAAAAUUUGGAAAAAUCUUGGUCAUAAAAAAUCUUCUGAUCAAGAAUUGCAUGCACAAAUUCGUAAAUAUUUUGAUCAAGAUAGUUGUUAUAAUUCACCUUACACACCUAAUUAA
This is a messenger RNA of Funneliformis geosporum, 164 nucleotides long. The record is from the annotation of a GenBank genome assembly. Lineage: Eukaryota; Fungi; Glomeromycota; Glomeromycetes; Glomerales; Glomeraceae.